Molecule: messenger RNA, 1259 nt
Organism: Cynocephalus volans (Philippine flying lemur)
Lineage: Eukaryota; Metazoa; Chordata; Mammalia; Dermoptera; Cynocephalidae
Gene: MCHR1
Product: melanin concentrating hormone receptor 1
Exons: 3
Coding region: 198-1259 (353 amino acids)
Biological process (GO): neuropeptide signaling pathway
Cellular component (GO): neuron projection; plasma membrane
Molecular function (GO): melanin-concentrating hormone receptor activity; neuropeptide binding
Source: RefSeq, a predicted model, not a curated record
GUAGGAGCCCUGGAGGCGGGAGUGGGGAGAACAGUUGGGUUUGGAGGCGGCAGAGACAGCCAGGCUGCCGAGGAAGACCCCCUUCCAGACUGCGGGGCUCCUGCUCCGGGACAAGGCGGCGGGCGCUGGAGGCUGCCGCAGCCUGCUUGGGUACACGGGAGCUCAACUCGGGGGAGCAGGCGACCAGCACCAGCUGGAUGGACCUGGAAGCCUCGCUGCCGCCCCCCAGCCCCAAUGCCAGCAACACCUCUGAUGGCCCGGAGAACCUCACUUCGGGCGGGUCACCUCCUCGCACAGGGAGUGUCUCCUACAUCAACAUCAUCAUGCCUUCAGUGUUCGGCACCAUCUGCCUCCUCGGCAUUGUUGGGAACUCCACGGUCAUCUUUGCGGUCGUGAAGAAGUCCAAGCUGCACUGGUGCAGCAACGUCCCCGACAUCUUCAUCAUCAACCUCUCAGUGGUGGACCUCCUCUUCCUCCUGGGCAUGCCCUUCAUGAUCCACCAGCUCAUGGGCAAUGGUGUCUGGCACUUUGGGGAGACCAUGUGCACCCUCAUCACAGCCAUGGAUGCCAACAGUCAGUUCACCAGCACCUACAUCCUGACUGCCAUGGCCAUUGACCGCUACCUGGCUACCGUCCACCCCAUCUCCUCUACCAAAUUCAGGAAGCCCUCUGUGGCCACGCUGGUGAUCUGCCUCCUGUGGGCCCUGUCCUUCAUCAGCAUCACCCCCGUGUGGCUCUAUGCCAGGCUCAUCCCCUUCCCGGGGGGUGCAGUGGGCUGUGGCAUCCGCCUGCCCAACCCAGACACUGACCUCUACUGGUUCACUCUGUACCAAUUUUUCCUGGCCUUUGCCCUGCCCUUUGUGGUCAUCACGGCUGCAUAUGUGAGGAUCCUACAGCGCAUGACGACCUCGGUGGCCCCCGCUUCUCAACGCAGCAUCCGGCUGCGGACAAAGAGGGUGACCCGCACCGCCAUCGCCAUCUGCCUGGUCUUCUUUGUGUGCUGGGCGCCCUACUAUGUGCUGCAACUAACCCAGUUGUCCCUCAGCCGCCCGACCCUCACCUUCGUUUACCUGUACAACGCGGCCAUCAGCCUGGGCUAUGCCAACAGCUGCCUCAACCCUUUUGUGUACAUCGUGCUCUGCGAGACCUUCCGCAAGCGCUUGGUCCUGUCGGUGAAGCCAGUGGCCCAGGGGCAACUCCGCACCGUCAGCCACGCCCAGACGGCUGAUGAGGAGAGGACAGAGAGCAAAGGCACCUGA